This is a messenger RNA of Pleurotus ostreatus (oyster mushroom), 2424 nucleotides long. RefSeq lists its product as uncharacterized. NCBI's taxonomy places the organism in Eukaryota, Fungi, Basidiomycota, Agaricomycetes, Agaricales, Pleurotaceae. The coding region runs from base 1 to 2424 and encodes 807 amino acids. The record is from RefSeq and is a predicted model, not a curated record. The transcript is spliced from 3 exons.
AUGAGUGACACCAUAUCUUCUAACUCAUUACUACACUAUGACUACUCAGACGAAUUUUUGAGUGGUUACGACUCCGACUCCAGUAUGGCGUCUACAAACUCUACUCCCAACAAGCAAGGUGCAACUGGCGCUCGGCACCGCACUCGCGACAACAUGGACGCUGCCCUGCAGGCGGACCUUCGCACUCGAACGCUCCGUGAUGUGUCAGUUGAAGACUUCGUGAAGCAUGUGUAUGGUUUCACGGAAAAAGACAUAGAGUAUAUCACAUCAAAGGCGUGGACGCUAGAUUAUCAAGGCUUGGCCGAAUACAACUUGGUGCUCAGCAAAGGCUUGCCGGAGACUGCCCUGUAUUCGCCGUUCAAGAAUAUCAUGGACGGGUUAUUCCAGAAAUUCCGCGAUGACGGAUAUGCCCUCGAUAUCAAUCUUGCUUCUCUAGGCAGCGAGCAAUUGAAGAGCACGGGCACACCUCAAAAACCUGAUGGGCUUUUCAUGUUUAAGUCACACAAAGACUCUGACAAGGUGUCUUGGUCGCUCUCCAAGGCCUUUCUUGAAUUUCAAAUUCGCCCCAGCGAACAAAGGCUUCGGAAGGAAGCGCGCGGGGUACGUCGCCCCAUCGACACAAUUCGCGAAGGAACAACGCCUGCGGCUGCUAAUGUGGGCGUCAUAGCCUCCACGCCAGACUUGGCACCCUCUCCGCCACUCAAGGCGCCGUCUGGUUACAAGCGUCGGAGCACUGACGUUCUCGGCACUGAAGAACAAGGUCCUUCGAAGCGACCCAAGCAAAUGACUCGGAAAGAGACACAGGGCGCUGGGUAUGCCCUCGAGAUGAUGGCAGCCGCGUGUAGGCGUUGGGCUACCGGCUUCGUGAUCAAGGAUAAAACCGUAUGGGUGCACUACUACGACCGCAUAGGCGCCAUCUUCACUGAGGAGUUCGAUUUCUCUAAAGACCCACAAAAGCUGGCGAUGGUGGCUUUGGCCCUUGCCAAGUGCGACGUCGUUCAGGCCGGAUUCGAACCCCUCAUCUCCCCUAGCCCCGACUCCCCACUUUCCGCUCCUCUCGUUUCGCUGGACGGCGUGUUCCUUCAUUUGCCUGUGCGCGAUGAUGACGCAGGCGCUACGUAUGUGAAGGGCUUCGAGAACGAUCUGUACUCUCACUUCGAAAUCUCCGGUAAUCCAUUAUACAUAUACCAAGGUCUUAACGGCCGAGGCUCACUAGUCCUUCCCGGCCGUCCCAUUGAAGCAGUGAAGGGAAGUGCCCCCCAGCCAGAGCAGGUCGCGGCCGACACACCAGGCACCAACAACAGCACGAAGGAUUCUGGCGACAUGGAAAUCGUACACGGAACCACGACAUCUGGGGAAUCCGUUCCUCAAGUCCCUAUGGUAGUCAAGCUUAGCUGGCCCUUGUCUACGCGACCGAGUCUCGAAGCAGAAUUGAUUCAGGAGCUCCGCGAUAAGAUUGGGCGCAUGAGACCUCACCUUCCCAAGGUCCACUUUGCGAUGGUGCUCAAGGGGACAUCUAUACAGCUUCCGGGGGACCUGUUCCGCUCCAUGACCACGGCGCACAAUUUCGAGCAGCGUUAUUUCACGCUUAUGAUUGUUGAACAGUACAAGCAUCUAUGGGAGGUCCCAACAUGCGAUGAUUUCCUCGAUGUGUACCUUGACAUUGUCGAGUGUCAUCACGCUGCGCUGAAAACCGGGAAUAUCCUUCAUCGUGACAUCAGUGAACAGAACUUGCUAUGGCGACAAACGUCUCGCUGCGUCGGCAUCCUAAACGACUGGGAUCUAUCAUCUGUCGCUGCCCAGCUGGGAGCUCACGCAAAGCACCGCACGGGGACUGGUCCAUUCAUGGCACUUGAUCUCCUGAAAGACGCUGACCCCCCCUCUCACCUCUAUCGGCACGACCUCGAAUCUCUAUUCUACGUCUUUGUUUGGGCGGCGACGAACUACACCCUCGACAAGGAUGCACCAUUUGUCAGAAAGCCAAAUCCAGCCAUAUUGACAUGGGCUGGUACGUAUGCCGACGCCUAUGAAGCGAAAAAAAGUUUUCUUGGCGACUCGGAGCCGGUUUUCGAAGGAAUACAACCUGCAUUCGAGCCGCUGCGGGGGUGUCUGGACGCCCUUUGGGAACUAUUCCACGAGGGCUUCGACAACUCGGUCAAGCGUAAGAAGCAGCUUCAGAAGGCCAACGCCGCUUCUACUGGACAAAGGAAUCGGAAACGCCGGAAUGUAGAUCUGAUCUUGGGGGGUAACGAUGAAGAGUUGCCUCUGAUUGAGCCAAGUGCUCAUUCGCGACGCCCCGUUGGAGUUGAUCCUCCCUCCAUCAACGAGGUUGACAUCGAUUUCGAAACUAUGGGAGGGUGUUUGACGUUCGAAAAGUUCCUAGCUGCAUUGGGAGAGGAACCUCGACAGUAUACUGAUUUAUGA